Anopheles stephensi (Asian malaria mosquito) is the source of this 1719-nucleotide messenger RNA. It is a transcript of the gene Gdap1, whose product is annotated as ganglioside-induced differentiation-associated protein 1. The transcript has 3 exons. The record is from RefSeq and is a predicted model, not a curated record. NCBI's taxonomy places the organism in Eukaryota, Metazoa, Arthropoda, Insecta, Diptera, Culicidae. Gene Ontology annotation, cellular component: mitochondrial outer membrane. The coding region runs from base 363 to 1313 and encodes 316 amino acids. Gene Ontology annotation, biological process: mitochondrial fusion; mitochondrial fission.
ACGUACGUAGAGAGCAAUGAUGGCAGCCACAUCAGCUGGUCAGUAGGGAUCCACAAUCAGAUGGGUAGUUAGCGCAGCCACAGUACUCGCGCACCUUUCGCAAUCACCUCACUCACUCAGUCAGUCAGUCAGUCAGUCAGUCCGUUGCUUAUCACGUCCGUUAGUUUGUGUAUCCAUUUUUCCGACAUUAACCUACCGAGCCGAGAGGAGUCGACGGCGAUCGGCCGAGAUGCAAUAGCAUGUGAUCGUCUGAUACGUGCGUGUGUGUGUCCGAGAGGCGGUGUAUUAGUAAAGUGCAUUUGGUGGAAAAUCAAAGAUCCGAUUUUGCGUCGAGUUCGAACAGAACAGAACAGUAGAGAAGAAUGUUUGAAAAACGAUUUAAACGCCCGAGUGUAGCGAACGGCGAUGGGUUAAUAUUGUACUGCAAUCAGUACAGUUACUACUGCCACAAGGUUCUACAGGCUCUGCACGAGAAAGGGAUACGGUUCACCAAGUACGAAAUCGAUGUGACGAACGAUGAGCACUUUUCCGAGUGGUUUCUGGAGCUGAAUCCACGCGCCGAGUUGCCGGUGCUGCAGAAUGGGUUGCUGAUCGUGCCCGGCUCAAUCCGGAUACUAGACUAUCUGGAGGAAAACUAUCCUAAAAAUAAACCGCUCCGGAUGCCGCCCGGUACGGAUAAACUGCUGCUAGGCUUUCGGCAAACGAUCGAAAGCUUACCGAUCGGUGUGAUAACGAUCGGAUCCUUUCUGCACCCGCAGCACGUCGGCAGUCCAAAGUUUCCGUUCGUACUGCCCGUGCGCCAGACGAUCCUCGCACGGGACGAAACGCUCGCCCAACGGCUUCGCACGUACGCCACCGAAUAUCCUGCCUUUGCCGAGGUGCUGCUAAAGAAAGCCGACUUUCACGAACGUAAGCGAAGCAUCAUUGCGAGUGAAGAAUAUUUCUGCAAGCUGCUGGUAGCGUUGGACGAAUUUUUGACCAGUGUCGAACAGUAUCUGGCCACGAUCGACAACCUCGAAGCGUGCUGGCUGCUCGGGUCAGAUACGUUCACGAUGGUCGACAUCGGUCUCGGCACGUUGCUGCACCGGCUGUACGUGCUGGGGCUGGAGGAUCGUUUCUGGGGCACAGACAAAGGCAGGCCCAACGUGGGACGCUACUUCACGAAAGUAUGCGCACGUGAAUCGUUCCAAAGUGUGCUACCGUCGAAGGUGUCCAUUUUGCGCACGGUGUGGAUAAAUACGCCACCGGUGUAUAAGGCGGGACUGGCCGCCGUGUCGUCGGUUUUGAUCAGUUCCACACUGUUGAAGCGAUAAUAAUCUCACGGACACGCAAUAGCGUGAAGCAUUUUCUUUAAUCGAAGCAAUCUGUUACUAAGGUAAAUAUGCUACGGUAACUACGAGCACACUAGGAUUAAACACUUAACAAAACGGUAGAUUCAAGCAUGCAUACCACAGUUCAAACACAUUCCGGCGAGUAGCACCGAACAAGAGUAAAAAGGGAGACGUUCAUCAGUUGUAACAAGUUUCCUGCCUGUAUUUUGGUCGUUCGAAGAAUGAUAACAGAAAUUACAAAACAAUAUAUCAACAGCAAAACACAAUGUUAACGAAAUGAAACGGAAAGUGACACGAAUACAUAACAUACACAUAAAUAAUAACGUAAGGUCUGCCUCGCUAGUAUGUUCCCCUACUGCUACUUAACUAAAACGAACAAACUAGCUAA